Messenger RNA from Canis lupus familiaris (dog), 1927 nucleotides. RefSeq lists its product as uncharacterized. The record is from RefSeq and is a predicted model, not a curated record. The transcript has 9 exons. NCBI's taxonomy places the organism in Eukaryota, Metazoa, Chordata, Mammalia, Carnivora, Canidae. Bases 73 to 1335 code for a protein of 420 amino acids.
GGCUGCUAGCCAAGGCCCUUGAAUAAAAGGCCAGGUCACCUGUGUCCUGCUUCCUCCCCUCCGGCCUGGAUCAUGCUCCAGCUCCUCACUGCUCUGGCGCUCUUGGGAGCGCUGACCACCCCAGCAGGGACCUCCAAGACGUGUCCAGCCUGCUCUUUGCUGGGAGAUUGUACCGAGAGAACCUGUCCUCCCACCAAGGAAGCCUGCUUGUUUAGCCAGAUGCAGCUGGAAAAUGGGAAUCUCAUCAAGAACGGGUCAUGUGUCGCCCCUGGGGAAUGCCGAGAAGGUGUCUACUCCCUGACCUAUGGCCCCGACUUGAGUCUCUGGGUCAGCAUGGCCUGUUGUGAGGACAACUGCAGCAAGGCCACCCGACAAGAGGCACCACCCAAAGCCCAGCUCAACGGAGUGAAAUGUCACCACUGUUUUGGGGAUAAGUCAGCCUUGUGUGACUCCCGUUCGGUCAUGAACUGCACUGGUGAUCAGACCGUGUGUCUCACCCUCAACGGGACAUGGAAUGGAGGAGGUCCCCAAAUCUUGAAGGGCUGUGCUACCCCAAAUGUCUGCCACCUGCAAGUGAACACCAUCCUGGGACCAGAAGCAUCUGGAUUUCAUCUCAUCAGCAAGCCUGAAUGCGACUACAUGGUUACUACCCCCCAGCCAAGUUCCUCUGCAACCACAACUCUGACCAAGGAUAAACUCACCACCUGUUUCACCUGCUCAGGCCUCAAUGAUUGUGACACGGUCCUCUGCGCAGCGGAUAGGAACUACUGCCUUCAGACACUGGGCAUCUUGGCCUUAGAGGAAGGUAACUCUGUUGUCUGGAGACGUGGUUCCUGUGUGGCCUCCAAGGACUGUGGAUUUGGCACCUCCAUCUCUGCCUUCACCUACAGCAGUGACUUUAGUUUCUGGAUCAAUUCCACCUGUUGCCAAGGCAACUGCCAAGAACUCACUCCUCUCGCAAUUCUGCCAACUUCACACACCCUGAACGAGUUCCUGUGUCCUGUAUGUCCCAGCAGCCAGCCAGGGUCCUGCAAUUCCUCCUUCUAUAUGCAGUGUCGCAGUGGGGAAACUGAGUGUGUCCAGCUGGACCUGGUGCUUGUAGAAGGUGGCCAGAACAUGAGUGUGCGCGGCUGCGGCUCCCCGGACCUGUGCAGUGCCCAGGCUGCCACCGAGGGGCUUCUGGCGCUGCCUGGCCACCGGCUGGCCCGCAGGCCCCAGUGCAGCACCAGCCAGCGCGCCGUCAUGAGCUCCAAGUGCCACUCGGGUGCGCCACCUGGCCUCCACCUUGCCCUGUCCAUGCUGCUGGUGGCCCUGAGCACUGCGGCCCUCUGCUGAGCAGGCUGGCCUCCACUGCCCUCACCCUGCAGCCACUCAACCCCGCUUGUGGCCCACGUUGCGAGAUGGCACUUUGACUCCCCCUUUUCUUCUGGCAUUUCUAAGCCUAGAAGCUUCUGGUGAGAGAAGUCAGAAACCAGGGGUGAGCCUCCUCCCUCUGACUAAGAGCUUCCCCAGGGCUAGUCCCCUUUCUUAACACCAGGGUAUGAAGCCUAUGCCUCCUCCCUCAGACUAAGCUGUACUUCCUCAGGCCUCAGAUUAGAGCUGCUUCUGUGGUCACACAUUCUUACCAGGGGCCCCAAAGAUGAAGCCUCCUUCCUCAGGCGAGGCUGUUCGCAACACCAGGCGCCUCCCUCAAACUAGGGCUGUGUCUGUUCCUGAACACUGGGAAGCAGCUCCUCCCCUCUUUAGGGUCUAGCAAAGUCUUGGGCAGCCAAGAUGGGUUUGAGGACCAAAUACACUCUUUUCCUAGGCUUUUAGAGCACCCCUUCCACCACUAGCACCACCACCACCAGCACACUGGCUCUCUUCUAUCUGGGUUCAGUCUCCCCAUUGUAACCAAACCCGAAUGAAUCUCAUCCCACAACGCCAA